This is a messenger RNA of Exophiala viscosa, 1059 nucleotides long. RefSeq lists its product as uncharacterized. The transcript has a single exon. Bases 288 to 896 code for a protein of 202 amino acids. NCBI's taxonomy places the organism in Eukaryota, Fungi, Ascomycota, Eurotiomycetes, Chaetothyriales, Herpotrichiellaceae. The record is from RefSeq and is a predicted model, not a curated record.
GGGCUUUUUGCUCAACCACAGUUUUGGACUGCACAUCAUCGUUCCCUACCAAGUGUUCGCCUCUCUGCAGGUCCUUGUAUCAAGUACAACUUGCUGGACCCGUACACCUCAUCAGCCAGGACAUAUGUUUAUUCCGCCUAUUUAAGACGAAUCUCAAGCAGAAUUAGCAUCAUUUCGGAACAAGCCAUCCUCGCCGGCUCAUGGUCGAACCAGAUCCUUCCUACCACAGCUGAACCUCUCACACGCAGACCCAAACCAAUCCAAAAACAACAGCGCCUCACCUAACCAUGCCCUUAAUAACCCAAAUUCAAGCUGUAACCCUCGACCGCCUCAUCUACCAUUCCCACAUAUCCUUCGAGUCCGCAGAAUCUCGCAUCCGAUCCUCCAUCCAGAACGGACCAAAAGAGGACAAACCCUUGCAGCAAACCUCAUCAACUCCAAAUCCAGCCACUCGUCCUACAGACAAAUCCUUCUUCGAAGCCUCCAUCACACCCAAACUCGGUCCGCAUGGCUUCAUGUACUUCACGGAAUUCAAUCACGGCAACUGGCUUCGGUUUUACACCCCUCCCACCUCGGCCAUCAAAGACCCCGACACCGGCGCGACCAAGAACCUCCGCGCCAUAAAGUACGUCUUGGGAAACCCAUUGGUUGCAAUAACCAUGCUCCGACACGAUCUUGACGCUGGCCUCUCGGUGCCGGUAGAAUUGUAUCUCGUGGAAGAGCCCGAGGGUGGCGUCAAGGUCAUAUGGUUUCGUCCCAGUGGUCUUGUGGCUGGGUAUGAGGGCGCAAAGAGCGAGCUGGUGGACGCGGCGAGGGUUCUUGACGUCAAGCUUGAGAGAUUCGUGAGGUAUGUUCUGGCCGAGGAGGGUGAAGGGACUGGUAGUGGGAAAUUGUAGAUGUAGAUAGUUAGUUCUUGUCAUGGUCUCGGAAUUGUUGCGAAUACUGGUUACGAUAUCCAUAUGAUCAUUUCGAGAGCCUCCAUCUUUGUCGUAGGUGAGUCACGACAGGCAGGGCAUGGAAAAUCGUGUAUCUGUUGAGCAGGCGUUGUGUAGACAGAUU